GUGUUUGAGAGGAGCCAAAGGGAUAGGAGAGACAGAGUGGGUGCCACAGGGUGAAGAGGACAGAGACGAAGAAGGACUAAGAGACAGAGAGAGAUAUUCUUGUGGGAUCUCUGCCUGACCCACCACGACCUCCAGGAUGUUUAAGAAAAGGGACAAGGACAGUACGCUCAAGGGCUCGGGCAAGCUCAGCAAGGCCCAGGCCAGCAGUCUGGCCUUGCUGAUCGCCCAGAUGCAAAAGAAUGCCGACACAGUGGAGAAAGACAUCCUCCGGUCUGAGGAGCUCCUCGCUGUGGACGCUGAAAAUGACAAGAAAGAUCUGCCCUUCCAGCACCAGGCUGAGAUAUCAGACAAGCUGGGCGAGGCCGAGGGCCUUCUGAAGGACCUCUUCCUGGAUGUCGACAAAGCCAAGAAGUACCAACACCACCAGGCCAGAGAGAUAGAGAGCGAUGUCAUCCAUCUCCACGAGCGCUGGUUGAAGGACUGUGCCUUCUACCGAGACAUUUACGAGCAGAUUGAUGAUGUGUCGCUGAUGCCCAGAAUCAACUGGGGGCCUGUUUUCAAUGAGAAACAAAAAUCAGUGAACUCGGAGGAGUACGGCCCCUCUAUGGCGGAACUGGAGAAGCAGGUCGCCGCUCAUAACAUCCUGCACAAAGAGAUCGAGGCCUACAACUCACAGCUCUGCGUCAGCUCUGCAGGCAGCAAGGAUCAAUAUGUGGCCCUGAAGAAGCAGUACAACAAUCUACUGGAAAACUCCAAGUGGCGUCGCCACUACCUGAACAGCCUGUACGAAUUCGUGCAUGGCUGUGAAAAGGAGGUGGGCUUCCUUAAGGACGAACAAGAUAAGAUCAAAAAGCAGGACUGGAGUGACCACAUGGUGGACCCACCUGACAUCCGCAGGCAGUAUGAGAACUUUAAGAACAACAGCCUGCUGUCCCAUGAGAGUGAGGUGAACAAAAUCCAGGAUGAAGGAGAAAGACUUAUUGGACUGAAGCACCCUGCCAGUGGCACAAUAGAGGCUCAGAAAGAUGCUGUUCGAAACGAGUGGCAGAAAUUUCUCAAUCUCUGCAUUUGUCAAGAGACACACCUGGACAAUGUGGAGGAAUACAAGAAGUACCAACUGGAGGCUGAGCAGCUGUCAGAGAACCUGACCAAACUCAACAACAGCCUGGACCCCAAGUCCCUCAACAAGAUGAGCAACUCAGAGAAAGUGCUGCAGCUCGAGGCCGAAGAGACAGCUGUAGAAAACAGCGAAAAGCUGCUGGCAGACCUGAGGAGACGCAGCACCGCCAUCGCUCCUCUGAAGCUACGACGCAACGCCCCCAAUAGACCCAUCACAGUGGAGUCCCUGUGUGACUGGGAGACAGAUAAGGAUUCUCUGGAAAGAGGUGAGAAGUUCACCCUGAAAUCCAACUCAGACGAGAACUGGGAUGUUACUUCCACAAAUGGGGCAACAAAAACCUUCCCGGGAGUCUGCUUUCAGAUCCCUCCACCUGACCCUGAGGCCAUUGACAAAGUGGACCUGUUAGGACGUGAACUGGCAGAUAUCAAGAAGAGAAGAGCUGCUCUGGCGACAUCCCUGAAGAACAACAAAGCCGAGAGCUCCAGGGCCCUACAAUCAGCCCCAGUGUCCUCUGGCCCACCGGAUCCCAAAGUGACAGCCCUGGCUCAGCAGCUGGACAAGCUGGACGGUGACCUGGCCAACGCUGAGGAGAGCAUGCUGAGUCGCCUGCGAGCCCCGCUAAACCCUGCUGACCCUGCUGGAGAUCUGGCCAGGAGGCUGAGGGAACAGGAGGAAGCUAGCAGGGCUCUGAAGGCUCUGGAGCAGCAGAAGCAGGCAGCUCAGGCUGACCUGCAGCCGCUGCUGUCCAAAGAUCCCAGCAAUUCCGCACUGCCACUCAAACUGAGCGCUGCCAACAACAAGGCUGACAGCAUCGCAGAACUUGCUGAUCUUUACACCAAGAAAGCAAAUGCAUCUCUCAAUCUGGAGAGGCAGAUUAAGAAGGUGGAUGGCCUCGUCUCUGGGUUUGAGAAAAAUCUGAGUGACGAUGGUCCAAUCCCUGAUGUGCCAAAUGCAAUCCAAACCCGUGCUGAUGACCUUCAGUACCAGCGAAAGGCCGUGGCAGCGGCUCAGGACGACAUGAAGAAGCUGGGUCAGGAUCUGGAGACCACAGAGCAGCUGUGCAGCUCUCUGCAGCAGGGCUACCAGGAGUACUGCCCUGACAUCCCACGCCAGAGAGCAGAGGUCAAGCAGCUGCAGAAUCGCUACACAAAUGUGGCCAACCAGCUGAAAUACAGAGAAAACAUCUUACAAGAAGCUGCAACCAAGAACCAAGAGUACCAGAGCACGUCCAAAUCCCUGAAGUCCUUCCUGGACAACCUGCCGCAAGACCAGGUUAACUACAAUGAUGAUGUGUCCCAGGUCACUGCUAGGCAGAGCUCCCAAGAGAGGGUGAUGGAUGAUCUGAAGAGGAAGGGAGAUGACAUGAACAGAGUGACUGGCCUGUCUCAAGACCUGCAGAGUCUACUCAAUGAAUAUGAGACCAACGUUGACAGAUACAACAGUGCACUUGAGGACGCUGGAGCCACUGUAUCCCAGAAAUCUAGUAUGCCAACAAUGGCUGAUGCUCUUCAGAGAGAGGAAAAAGAUCUGGUCAACCGUUACGCAAAAGCAUCUGCUGAAAAUGCUCAACGCCAAAAACAGAUGGACUUGGCUAAGAAUCUCAUUGCACUAAAUGAAGAGAAAGUGCAGCUGGUGGCACAGCAACAAGUUCAGCUUGAAAGCCAGCAAAGGAGUUCUUUUGAGCUAAACAGUCUGUUAAAAGACCUGGACGAAGAGAAGGACAGGAAAACUCGUGCUGAGAUAGAAAUGAGAACCUUUAAAGACAGGCUGAUGUCAUUGAAGAAUCGCAGAGGAGUGGAGCGCAUUGAGGAGAAAGAAGUACUGGAGUACUUUCGCGACCCAAAACUGGAAAGUGAUUUAGUUGAUCUGCAGAGGAAACUGCAGGAAGAGUUGCUGAAACGUAGCACCACCCACACUGAGAUUGAGGUGAUUAACAAGAAAAUCACAACCAUGGAGGACACCCUCAAAAACACUCCACCCAAACUGGUGACCAGAGAGGUGACAGAGUAUGAAAGAGAUCCUCAGCUGGAUGUAGAUGCCGCUAAGACAAGAGACGAGAUAGCAAGGAUGAAAGAUGAAAUUCGAGUGAGAGAUGGGGAGCAUAUUCAGAUGAGGACAGAAGUUACGAUUCUCCAGCAGAAGAGACCAACCAUCAAAGAGAGGGUGGUGAAGAAGGAAGUGGUAAAGGUGGAACAGGACCCAGAGAUGGUAAAAGCAGUGCGUACAUUCGAGACGGAAAUCUCUGAAGAGAACAACAAGAUUAAGCUCAUCAAUGAUUCAAUCUUCCAGACAAGAGGCCAGAUUAAUGCAAUUGAGAGACUGAUUCCUAACAUUCAGCCCAAGAUCAUCACUAAAGAAGUGAAAAAGAUUGAACAAGACCCUGAACUCAUCAAUGAAUCUAAGAGAAUUCGAACAGGCAUAGAGGAAGAAAGGAUUGAAAACGACUCUUUGUGCAGAGAGUUGAAGGAGCUCCACAGCCGCUACCGAGAAGUUCAAGACUGGAAGCCAAAAAUUGAGGUGAAGGAAAUCAUUAAUGAGAUCUACAGGAUUGACCCGAAUACAGAGAUGGAGAUAAUGCGGCUCAGGAAAGAUAUACAAGACACCAACAGGCAACGUUCUGAUAUGGACAGAGAGCUCACAGAGGUCACGACAAAUGUGAACAUCCUUCGUUCUGAGAAGCCCAUUGUGGAGAUGAAGGAAGUUGUCAAAGAGGUGGUUAAGGAAGAAAGAAGCCCUGAAAAUGAGAGAGAGAUUCAGAGGCUAAAAGAUCAGGUGAACUAUUUACGCACCACUUACGACUCCCUCCAGGACCAGGUGAGAGUGCUCAGGAGAGACAGAGAUGAAUGGAAGGCUGAAAAGUCCAAGAUAGAGACCAAAGUUGUCACAAGAGAUGUCAUCAAGUAUGAAGCUGAUCCUCUGUUGGAGAAAGAAGCUGAACGCUUGAGAAAAAAUGUGCGGGAGGAGGCACAACUGCGGCGCAGCAUUGAGGAGAUGGUGUUUGAUCUCCAAAACAACUACAUCCUGUUGGAGAGACAGAAACCUGAGGAGAAAGUGGUUGUGCAGGAGGUUGUGCGUCUACAGAAGGACCCAAGGCAGUUAGCCGUGCAUGAGAGGCUCAGCAGGAGCCUGGAUGAAGAAGUAAUGUCCCGGCGUCAGAUAAACCUAGAGCUGCAGCAACUAAGAACAAAGCUAGAAGAUAAAGAGAGGAUCCUCAGAGAAAGCGAAGAGCGCCAAAAGAGGAUUCAAGCUGAGUUUGAACUCAAAGAGAUUCGACUGCGCAUCACACAGCUGGAAAAUGCCCCACCUCCUGUUGAGGAAAGUAUUAUUGUCGAGGAGGUACUGAAGGUUGAGAGAGACCCAAAACUGGAGAGGCUGACAAGCAAUGUUCGGUCAGACAUGGACAAGGAAACCAGCGAUAUUCUGCGUAUCCAAAGAGACAUCCGUAACAUCACUCUGAAGCUUGAGAUCCUGCAGAAGGAGAAGACUAGUGAGAGGACAGUGUACAAAGAGGUUGUCCGUGUUGAGAAAGACCAGGCUGUUGAAGCCGAGAGGGAUCGCCUGAGGGAACAGGUGUCGCAGAGUAAAUUUGCCAGACAGGACUUGGAAGAUGAAAUCAGACGUCUCAAUGAUAAAAUCAACCUCCUGAAGGGCAGCAAAUCCAGCUCUUCAAGAGAGGAGGCUACCCUCAAUUCAACCAUAGAUAACUUGCAGAGGGAGAGGGACAACCUCACUCGGGAGCUCAGGACACUCGAGGCCACAAGACAUGACAUCAGCCUGACUUACCAGCAGCAGACCAAGCUAGUGAGUGAGAGAACACAUAUGAGCAGGCAGAGGAGCCUUAAGAUGGAGUCUGACGUUCAACGUCUGGAGAGGGAGAUCCUGGAAGAAAAAGACAAGAUCCAUCAGCGCGACAGCACCCUCAGGGAUCUUGUGCUGAACCUGCAAAAAGAGGAGCAUGCAGAGACAAGGACCAAAGAGACCAAUGUCUCCACCAAAAUCACCAUUCUGGAUCCAGAUACAGGCAAAGACAUGUCCCCUUAUGAUGCCCUCCUGCAGGGCCUGAUUGAUCGUCAACAGUACAUUCAUCUGCAGGAGCUGGAGUGUGACUGGGAGGAGAUCACUUCCUUAGGGCCUGAUGGGGAGACAUCUCUACUGCAGGAUCGCAAGAGUGGAAAGCAGUACUCGAUUAAAGAUGCCCUGAAGGAAGGCCGGCUGACAGAGUAUGAUGUACAACAGUACAAAAAAGGCAAGAUUCCCAUCUCAGAGUUUGCCUUGCUGGUUGCCGGUGAGAAUAAGAAGCAACCCAAGUUCAACUCACUCAUCCCAAAGACCACUACAGCAGUUAACGCAGCCCCCUCAGACCCCUCCAAAGAAGUCAACCCAGUUGCUGGAGUAAUAGAUACAAACACUGACACCUGCUAUACAAUACGCAGCGCCACCCUGCGUAAACUGAUUGACCCCACCACUGCCCAAAAACUUCUUGAGGCUCAGGCAUCAACAGGUGGUGUCAUUGACAUCAGCAAUGGUCAGAGAUACACAGUUCACAAGGCAGCAUCCAGAGGCCUCAUUGACGAAAGUCAUCUCCAAAGGCUACUCAAUGCACAAAAGGCCUUUACUGGUGUUGAAGAUCCCAUGACCAGAGAGUGUUUGUCUGUGGGAGAAGCUGUUCAGAAAGGCUGGAUGCCAAAGGAAACUGCCAUGCGCUACAUGGAGGCACAGCAUCUGACAGGAGGACUGGUCAAUCCUGUUACUGGCCGCAGAGUUAACGUCUUUGAUGCCCUUGGGUCCAAAAUGAUCGACAGUGGAAUGAUGAGGGAGCUGCAGGCCGAGACAACCUACACCAAGGAUAUUGUUGACCCAAUCACAAAGGAGAAGAUCAGCUACAAACAAGCUCUGGAUCGCUGUAAGAAAGACCCAGUGUCAGGCUUACCAAUGCUACCCGCCUCCUCCAAAGAAUCUGGUUACACUCCAACGUACAACUCAACUAAUAGAUAUGCAAGAUUCUAGAUAUGUUUACAACAUCGUUGGAGUUAUCUGUUCUGUGGUGUGCUGUGGUAAAACAUGUACUAUUAGAUUAUGGGAAAUCCAUACAUUAAUUACAAUAUAGGCUACAUUUUGACUCAGGAAAAGUCUUCUACUGCAAAGCUUUCUAUCUAGCCAAAGUGACUGCUGCUGUGUUGCCUUUGUUUACCAAACAUGUCUGAUGUGGGCAGAUUUAUUUUUGAUUUAAUUUAAAAGCAGAGAAUAUAAAUGCAGUUUAUCUUUGAUAUUAUUGUGUUAUUAAGGAUACUGGGACAUGGUGCAAUGCUUUUACAAAGAUUGAUUUGACUCUGUAAUACUCAUGGGCUAUCCUUGACACUGUUGACUUUAAAUUCAAUCUUGUUUGAUACUUUAUGAAGAAACUAAUAUCAAUAAAUUUAAAUUAUAACAGUUAAA
Molecule: messenger RNA, 6556 nt
Organism: Epinephelus fuscoguttatus (brown-marbled grouper)
Lineage: Eukaryota; Metazoa; Chordata; Actinopteri; Perciformes; Serranidae
Gene: evpla
Product: envoplakin a
Exons: 22
Coding region: 137-6127 (1996 amino acids)
Biological process (GO): wound healing; intermediate filament cytoskeleton organization
Cellular component (GO): intermediate filament; cytoskeleton; membrane
Molecular function (GO): structural molecule activity; cadherin binding
Source: RefSeq, a predicted model, not a curated record